Messenger RNA from Puma concolor (puma), 686 nucleotides. The record is from RefSeq and is a predicted model, not a curated record. Lineage: Eukaryota; Metazoa; Chordata; Mammalia; Carnivora; Felidae.
AUGAAAGGGAAAGGGGGCGUGGUUAGAGCCCCGCGAGCUCAAACGGACAGGUGGAGUCACAAUGAAAGCUGCGCGCGCAGCCGCUGUCCCCGCCCACCUCGGGGGCGGGGCGGGGCCUGGGCUCGCAGGGUGCGCGCGCAGCUCGCUACCUGUCCGUUGCCGGUCUCCAUCCUAAGCUUCCGGUUACCUGGGGGCCUGAGAGGCCGCUCUCCCGCCUCCGCCCUGGACGCUCCUGCACUGCAGACUCCCCCGAGACGGGGGCCCCGGACCCCAGGGCUCAGAAGGACUCAACCAGGACUUUCCAAAAGUUGCCGCGGGGCCUUCCAAUCCCCUCGGCCAUCUCCCAAGUCUGGCCAGGCUGAUGGAGCCAGCGAGGAUUCUCUGCACCUUGACAUUCAGAAACUGAAGGAGAAGAGGGACCUGCUGGACACGGAGAUCUCCCAACUAAUAUCUGAAGGCUACAGUGUGGAUGAACUGGAGGACCACAUCUCCCAGCUCCACGAGUAUAACGACAUCAAGGAUGUAGGCCAGAUGCUGCUAGGCAAGCUAGCCGUGAUCCGAGGUGUCACCACCAAAGAGUUGUAUGCAGAAUUUGGCUUGGACAUGAAUGACUGAGCAAAGGCUAACAGCCCCUUGCCCAUGGCCCACUGGGACAGGCAGAUUUGGACAUGAGAGGCAACGAGAGC